This is a messenger RNA of Ilex paraguariensis (yerba mate), 219 nucleotides long. The record is from the annotation of a GenBank genome assembly. NCBI's taxonomy places the organism in Eukaryota, Viridiplantae, Streptophyta, Magnoliopsida, Aquifoliales, Aquifoliaceae.
AUGGCUUUGGUUUCGGCUCUUCUGAAGUCGAAGCCGCCAAGUUCAAGAGAGCUUAAAUAUGAGUUGAUGAGGGAAUUGCCGCCUGGUGAACUUAUAGUGGUUUCACCUUAUGCUUCAGUUGGUGAGCUGAAGGAAGCAGUACAAGGUGCAAUGAGGGAUACUGACUUUAUUAUGGAACAGUUUGUGGUACCUGAUAUUAAAGACAUGGAGGAAAUGUAG